Plasmodium inui San Antonio 1 is the source of this 2994-nucleotide messenger RNA. RefSeq lists its product as hypothetical. Gene Ontology annotation, biological process: proteolysis. The coding region runs from base 1 to 2994 and encodes 997 amino acids. The record is from RefSeq and is a predicted model, not a curated record. Gene Ontology annotation, molecular function: serine-type endopeptidase activity. NCBI's taxonomy places the organism in Eukaryota, Apicomplexa, Aconoidasida, Haemosporida, Plasmodiidae. The transcript has 5 exons.
AUGAAACUGUCUCUGCUGAGUUACUCGUCCUGUUCGGUUGUCGCAGCGCUGGUCAUCAUUCGCGGGGGUGGUGACCCCCGGGGCAGCUCCUUUGCUUUGUGCGUUGCUCGGCCGAUGGGUGAUCGGCCACCCCCGACGCACGAUAGGGACUACGGACAGGAGGACGCAGACAAGUUAGGAGCUGAAAUUGGACAGAAGGGGGAGCAGCACGAUGACGUCGAUACAGAACAGGAUGAUCACGUCGAUACAGAAGCGCACGGAGAUGACUCCGAUUCUUUAUUCAAUAAAAGCACACCAACAGAUGGGAGUAAAAACGUCAAGGUAGACCUACCCUUGGUUAAAUACCUACCCUCGUAUGUUAACCCCCUCCUGAAUGACAAACCAGUGGAUAAAAUGAAUGCACCAAUUGGAGAAAAGAGGCUCCCCCUUAGUGAUCUGCACAAGGGGGGUGAUCACCACCCAAACGAGUGCACAAGGGAUGGACGAUUCGAUCCUUCUAAGCAACAGUAUGAAGCGUCAUGUAGGGAGGAUGUCGAAGUGGGUAAGCAUGCCAAUGAAAGGAACGACCAAGGUAGGAAGGGACAACCCAGUGAAGGGAACUACCAUGGUAGGAAGGAAGCUACCUCCGGUGCCACUAACACAUGGAGGCGUAAAAAGAAGACAGACUUACGCCACAGAAUGAACCCAACAGAACACGGUCUGAUGGACGAUUCACCAAUGAAGGAGAAGCAGACGCACAGAGAGACGCUCAAUUCAUAUGGAAGUAACUUCGCUCAUCGUAACUCCGACAAGGAAGGACAACAUCGAGUAGGGAAGCUCAAACUGAGGACGAUAAGGGACGAUAAGAAAAUGAUAAAGGAUAUUAUGACCCCACAGGUGGUUAAGGUUGUUAAGGAGUACCUACUGAAGGGGAGGAAGAAAUAUAGGAAUGGCCAAAUGGAGCCUUUGGGAGGGUUAUCCUCAGACCAGCUGCACAGGGGAGAUAGUGCCAAGUGGGGGAGCAGCAAAGUCAAUCGCCCCUUGAGAUUCUUUCCAGCGGACUUCGCGCCCCACUCCGGCGACGGCAAACGGGGAGCAGCCAAGAGGUCCAUCAUAAAUGAGAAGCUGCUCCGAAAUUUAGACCAAAUAACGCUGAGCGCAUCUGGCAGCGGAGGCACAGAUGAGGAACGUUCCCAGGAGGAUGCCGAGGCAGGUGCGCUACACAACAUAUAUCGAGGGGUCGUCAAGCUGUAUGUGGACAUCACUGAGCCGAGCCUUGAAAUGAUCUGGAACAACAGACCCCCCAAACGCGUCACCGGCUCCGGGUUUGUCAUCGAGGGGGAUCUCAUCUUGACGAACGCGCACAACGUGUCGUACAGCACCAGAAUCUUAGUGAGGAAGCACGGGAGCUCCAAAAAGUACGAGGCCACCGUUUUGCACGUCACGCAUGAAGCCGACAUAGCCAUCCUGACCGUCGCAGACAGGAGUUUCUAUCAGGACGUGAGCGCCCUGGAACUGGGCCAGCUGCCUUCCCUGCGGGACGACGUCAUAACGGUUGGCUACCCCUCGGGGGGGGACAAGCUCAGCGUCACCAAGGGGAUAGUAAGCCGGAUAGAGGUCCAGUACUAUAGGCACUCCAACACAAGACUCCUCCUGACACAGAUAGACGCACCGAUGAACCCAGGGAACAGCGGCGGGCCAGCCCUGGUAAAAGGAAAAGUGGCAGGCAUCUGCUCCCAGUUACUGAGGAUGGCAAACAACACCUCGUAUAUCAUUCCCACCCCAGUGAUAAAACAUUUCCUCAUGGACCUGCACAGAACGGGAAAGUACAAUGGGUACCCGUCGUUGGGGGUUAAGUACCUUCCUCUGGAUAAUGCUAACUUACGACGACUGGUAGGGUUGACCGAUUUGGAGAAGAGGCAAGCGGUGGAGGAGAACAGUGGCAUUCUCGUGACCGAGGUGGACGAGGAGCAGAUGCGGUACGAGCCAGGCGACGUGAACUACUGUGCGCACGCGGAGGGGACACUCGGGAAAGGGGCGACCCCAAGGCAGGCUCCUUUAACAGGGGUUUUUGCAGAAGGGGAACUCGCAGCAGGGGAACUCGUAGCAGGGGAGCUCGCAGCAGGGGCACCUUCAACACGGGUGGGCCCCUCUCGGAGAAGACCCGUCGCCACCCGCACAGAUGCACACUGCUACGGACUGAAAAAAAACGACGUGAUUAUAUCCAUAGAGGGAACACAAAUAAAAAGCGACGGAACGGCGACCUUACGAGGAGACGAAUCCGUCGAUUUCCAGUUUCUCCUCAAUGGAAAAUAUGUCCGCGAUCUAUGCACCUGUCGAAUUGUAAGAGAGGGACGUAUCAAAUCGGUGGUGGUGAGAGUGAGUACGGUUAACUACUUAGUUAGGCAACAUAACUGGGACGUCCGAAACAAGUUUCUAAUUUAUGGGGGGGUCGUCUUUACCACCCUGACUAGGAGUCUCUACCCCGAUGAGGAGACAGACAACGUCGAAUUGCUACGGCUACUUCAGUUUAAUUUGUUCAGGAAAAACAGAAAAGACGAAAUCGUCAUCGUGAAACGGAUCCUCCCGUCUAAGCUAACCAUCGGAUUUAACUAUAGAGAUUGCAUCGUUCUUACAGUGAAUGGCAUGCCCGUGCGGAACUUACAGCACCUUGUUGAUGUAAUUGAUAAAGGGGGGGCGGAGAAAACGAUGGAGACGACGGAGAAGACAGCCGAGAUGACAGCCGAGAUGACAGCCGAGAUGAGGACCGACAUGAUGAUGAAGAAAGAGGCGCCCUCCACCUCGGAGAACCUGAAUCCGUAUCUCAAGUUCACCUUAGAGAAUGAUCCUUUUUUCCACGCGGAGGAAAAGGAUAACCUUCUCCACUUUCUCCUUCUCACUUCGGAUGGCCAACAGGUGCCACUUGUUUUACUCCGCUCCGAGGUCCAACGGGAGGCCGCCGAAAUUAAGCGCAUCUAUGGUAUCACUCGUGAGCGCUACUUGUACGCUGAUUAG